AUGCCCACAGGCGCACUACCCCUCAUGCCCACAGGCGCACUGCCUCUCAUGCCCACAGGCGCACUGCCUCUCAUGCCCACAGCACCGCAAACAUCUGCUGCUCCUCCUGCCAGCGGCGCUGCUGCUUUUGGGUUGGACCAGGGAGUGCAGUGGCAACCGCACCUGCCGCAGCAAGCGGAUUAUCACUACCUGCAAUCUCUGCAGCUGCCCCUGCAGCAGCAGCAGCACAAAAACCAGAAGCGGCAGGAUUAUCAUAUGCAGCUGCAGCAGGCAGCAGCAGCAGCAGCAGCAGAAGCAGGAAGAGCCGCAGUAGCCGUUGCAGCAGCAGCAGGGGCAUCCGCUGCGUCUCAGAGCGAUACGCACAGCAGCGUACUGAGCAGCGGCGGGCGGCACAGCCACCGUUCAGCGCACAGCAGCGCGCCGAGCACUGCCCUGAGCAGCUUGGCGCGCAGUGCCUCCAGCAGGGCGUCCUUCACUGCUGCCCACGUGGCAGGGGUGGGGCCGGAGAGGCCCCUGCACGUGGACGGGCUGCUGCCGGGCCCCAUGAGUGGCGCGAGGGAGGGCAUGCUGAAACAGCAGCUCAUGGCUCUCGCUGAAGCCAUGGCCGUUGAUGACUCGGUGCGAGGGGCUUGUGUGAGGUGGGGGGUGGGAGGUGGUGGGGAUGGUGGUAUGGUGCGGUGGCGGCAGUUCAUGCGGCAGGUGCGGAGGGAGGCGGCAGCGGGAGGGGACACGCUGCAGCGCAUCGCCUUCCAUGCGCUGGAGGCACUAGAGGCGCGCAUGGAUGGCACCGCGCUUGUCCGCGCCCACACCCCCAUGAACGUCACUGUUGAGGAUUCGAUGGCAGCGUUGGGUCACGGGGGCGAGCAUGGAGUGCCGGCAUUCAUGCACCUCGCCAACACUGCAGCCGUGCAUGAAGUCGUCCGCGCAUUCACCCACAACCCCCAUCCACCCGCACACGCACACGCACACGCCCCUCCCCUCCAGCCUGCCCCUCCCCCUGCCGCCACCUCUCCCUUUGCCGGCCAGUCCGCGCAGCGGCGGCGGCUGCACAUAAUAGCCAUUGGGUUCUACGGCGGGCCGCACUGGAUCAACAUCCUCAUGCGCCUCGCCACCCACUUGUCCAACCCCCCGCUCUUCCCCGACACCGCCAAUGACCUUCUGCCAAGUGGCAUCCCGGCAGGGGAAGCAGGGGCAGCACCGGGUGCAGCGGAUGACGAUGCGAUCGGUGCUCAGGGCGAAGCAGGGGCAUUUGGUGCAGGUUCAUCUGGGGGAGGUGCAACCGCAGCAGGUGCGUCUGGUGGAGGCAGCAGCAGGUUCACGAGCGCGGCUCCCUUCCCCACCUUCGUAUCGCCACACGUGAAAGUCACAGCCAUUGACUUCGGGGUAGUAAAAGUGGAGGAAUACCCAACCGGGCUGGUGCAUCUGGGGAAGGAGUACCUGGAGCAGGUGGCGUCCAUGCUGGACCUCCCUCUCACCUUCCACGGCAUAGAAACCACCCCCCAGAACUUCCACCCGUCACUAGUGGAGGUCGAACCGGGGGAGGAGAUUGUAGUGCUGGCUAAUUGGGGCCUCAUGGUCUUUCCAGACGACACGAUCGACAACGACGUGGACGCUAAUGGGCCCUUCUUCCUCUCGCGCUUCCACGCCUCAUUCCUGAACUUUGCUGCGCUCGUCGAGUCGUUCGACUGCUCCAUGCCGCACGCCGCCACACCGCGCUUCGUCGCGGAAACCAUUCUCGCGCGGGAUUUUCUGAACGGGGUGGCAUGCGAAGGCAUGAACCGGUAUGUACGUUCGGAGCGGCUCGGCAUGUGGGUGCAUCGGAUGAAAGCGGUGGGGCUGGAGGCGGUGCCGAUAGGGCCGGACACAGUGGCUGCUGGGAGGGAGGCCACGGAGGGCAGGGACAAGAGGUUCCGGUUAGAAGUGCAUGCUGAGACGGGCGCCCUGCAGCUCAGCUGGCGCGGCGUUCCCUUGAUCUUCGUCGCUGCCUGGAAAUGA
This is a messenger RNA of Closterium sp. Naga37s-1, 1995 nucleotides long. The record is from the annotation of a GenBank genome assembly. Lineage: Eukaryota; Viridiplantae; Streptophyta; Zygnematophyceae; Desmidiales; Closteriaceae.